AUGACAAUAGAUAUUGAUUUGAAUUUAUUAGCUGCAGAUGAAGAUGAAGGUAUUGAGCAAAUUGCUUUAGGGGAAUCACAAAACAUUGUACCAGACCUUAACCAGGCAGUGGAAGAUGAUUUUACUGUUGGCCUUGACCUCAAUAUGAGUUCUGAAAUAAGAAGAAGUCAGAGAGAAUUUGAUUUGAACGAAGAACCAUACUUUACAGAGAAUAAUUCUCCUGAAGAUGACGAUGACACAAAUACAGAAGUGAAUGAUGAAGCAAUCCCAAAUUCCAUUUUGAAUUCUACUGGAGAUAUAAAUGAAGCACAAAUUGAUGAUAGCAGCAAGCGACGUAAAUUUUUAACCACUGAAGAAAGAAAAUCAGUAUCUCGUCUCUUGUUGCAAUCUAGUGUGAAUGGAAAAUUAAAGAAAGGUACAACAAAAAUGAUUUCUUCAUUGUAUCCGGUUUCCAUAAGAGUUAUCCAGCGUAUUUGGAAGCAACUAAAGGACGUCGGUGAUGUGUCUCAUAAAAAGACAAAAAAUUGUGGACGUAAGAGAGUUCAAAUCGACCACACUCAAUUCCGCAAUGUUCCUUUAUCAAAAAGGACUACUUUAAGAUCUUUAUCUUGUGCAUUGAAUAUAAGCAAGUCCUCAUUGGCAAGACUUCUUAACCAUGGAACUAUACGGCGUCACUCUAAUGCCAUAAAACCAUUUUUGAAAGAAGAAAACAAGAUCUCUCGAUUGAACUUUUGUUUGUCAAUGCUUGAACGUGGUAGCAUACCGCAUAAUCCAACUUUCACAGCUAUGCAUAACAUUGUUCAUAUCGAUGAGAAAUGGUUAUACAUUACCAAGAAGUCCAUGCAUUAUUAUUUGCUACCAGAUGAGGAGGAACCAUUGCGCACUUGCAAGAGCAAAAAUUUCAUUGCAAAAGUAAUGUUUUUGGUUGCUGUAGCCCGCCCGAGAUUUGAUGCAGAAGGGAAUGAAGUAUUUUCAGGAAAAAUCGGUGUUUUCCCUUUUGUCACUCAAGAGCCAGCUAAAAGAAACAGUGUUCUACCUGCCAUCAGAGAAAAGUGGCCAAAAGAUUGUGUACGGGAUCCGAUUUUUAUUCAACAAGAUAAUGCCAGAACUCACAUUGAUCACAACGAUGCAGAAUUUUGUGAAGCGGCUAAAUUAGGUGGGUUUGAUAUUCGCUUAAUGUGUCAACCUCCAAAUUCUCCUGAUCUAAAUGUCUUAGACCUUGGGUUUUUUAGUGCGAUUCAGUCAUUACAAUAUAAGGAAGCUCCAAAAACUAUUGAUGAACUUGUGAGUGCUGUGGAGCGUUCAUUUGAAGCUUUUUCUGCUGUUCAAUCUAAUCGCGUAUUUUUAACCUUGCAAUCAUGCAUGAUUGAAAUAAUGAAGACAAGAGGUUCAAACAAUUAUAAAAUUCCACAUAUUAAGAAAGCAAUAUUACAAAGAGAAGGUCAACUCCCUACACAAAUGAAAUGUGACCCAUCUAUUGUGGAAGAUGUUUUACAAUCUUUGAGAAAUGAUUCUAAUUGA
Molecule: messenger RNA, 1521 nt
Organism: Medicago truncatula (barrel medic)
Lineage: Eukaryota; Viridiplantae; Streptophyta; Magnoliopsida; Fabales; Fabaceae
Exons: 3
Coding region: 1-1521 (506 amino acids)
Molecular function (GO): nucleic acid binding
Source: RefSeq, a predicted model, not a curated record